Molecule: messenger RNA, 183 nt
Organism: Gaeumannomyces tritici R3-111a-1
Lineage: Eukaryota; Fungi; Ascomycota; Sordariomycetes; Magnaporthales; Magnaporthaceae
Exons: 5
Coding region: 1-183 (60 amino acids)
Source: RefSeq, a predicted model, not a curated record
AUGUGUAAAAAGGACUUUGGGGUGGAAUUUUAUGCUCGUAAAGCUCCAAACGGCGUAAAACUAAGGUACAAAGGAGCUUUGGAUGGCCGGUGCACAAAUCCCGGAUUUGUGCAUGGCGAUCCUCCAGAGCCUGUGCAUGCGCUUAACAGCGGCAACGAUUUUAACGCCGGCAAAAAAAACUAA